Molecule: messenger RNA, 2725 nt
Organism: Hemiscyllium ocellatum (epaulette shark)
Lineage: Eukaryota; Metazoa; Chordata; Chondrichthyes; Orectolobiformes; Hemiscylliidae
Product: gamma-glutamyl hydrolase-like
Exons: 9
Coding region: 248-1219 (323 amino acids)
Biological process (GO): tetrahydrofolylpolyglutamate metabolic process
Cellular component (GO): vacuole
Molecular function (GO): gamma-glutamyl-peptidase activity
Source: RefSeq, a predicted model, not a curated record
UGCAGGGGUAUUUGCUGGUGUAAUUGCUGGGACGGGUGUGAUUCUGGGUCAGUGGUGCUGGGGAGAGCACAGCAGUUCAGGCAGAGUCCAAAGUGCAGCGAAAUCGACGUAGCGGGCAAAAGCCCAGCACCACUGAUCCAGGAUCUGGUCUGCAGUCAUUGUUUUUAUGCAGCAGGAAAUGACCGCCUGUUUACGGUCGCCCUUCCGCACUCUCUCUCAGAGUGCCAGGGUUGUGUAAGGUUUAGCAAUGAGCGCAGUUGCUGUCAGCCCCGGCCGUGUGCGGCGGUACUUGCUGUUGUUCUCCGUGCUCUGUGCUCCGCUCACUGCCCUCACUCUUAACCAGAGGCCGCUGGUGGGUGUUCUGGCUCAGAAAACAUAUGGUUUUUUUGAGAGAUUUGGUGACAGCUACAUUGCAGCAUCAUACGUUAAGUAUCUGGAAUCCGCCGGAGCUCAAGUUGUGCCCAUUGGCAUUAACUUAACCGAAGAUCAGUACCGGAAGCUAUUUUAUUCCAUAAAUGGGCUGCUUCUCCCCGGAGGUGGAGUAAACCUUGUUCACUCGCCGUACGCCAACAAUGCAGCAUUCUUUUAUAAACUCGCACUUCAGGCCAAUGAUAAUGGGACUUACUUCCCGGUGUGGGGAACCUGUCUUGGAUUUGAAGAGCUGACCGUCCUUACAAGUGGAAAGAAGCUUCUCAUUGCUACAAACACGUCAAAUGUUCCUCUUCCUUUGAAUUUCACCAAAGAUGCUAGUGACAGUCGGAUGUUUAAGAAAUUUCCAGUGGAUCUAAUGAAGGCAUUGGCUGUAGAACCUUUAUCUGCAAACUUCCACUAUAAAAGCCUCUCUGUGAAGAAUUUUAGAAGCAAUGCAAAACUAAGAAACUUUUACAAAAUCUUGUCAACUAAUAUGGACAGCCAGGGCAUCGAAUUUGUAUCCACGAUGGAAGGAAAAAAAUACCCUAUCUAUGGAGUUCAGUGGCACCCUGAGAAAAAUCCUUUUGAGUGGAGUAGGAAGAAGAACAUCCCACAUAGUCCUCAUGCUGUUAAGGCUGCAUGGUACAUGGCGAACUUUUUUGUUAAUGAAGCUCGCAAGAAUUGGCAUCAUUUUUCUGAUGAAGUGGAAGAAGAGAAUGCUUUGAUUUAUAACUAUGUACCAGUUUACACAGGGAACGUUUCUGGCUUCCAGCAAAUUUAUAUAAUCAACAGCACCCGCUUCAGUUAGAGUUUGGCUCUGGCAAACCAAAUGGAGAAUUUUGUCUUUGUUUUAAUUUUAGUGCUCAAUGCAUAUGAUUAUUCAAUCAUUUAGAAAUUAAAAAUUACCGGUUAAAUAUGGAUUUGAUUUGACAGGUAGACUUCUGAUAUUCAAGCAAUUCUGGUAAUUAGAGCUGUCACUGCAAAGCUGGUUGCUAUGUAGCUGGUGACACUGUCAGGACAGACUUAUUGGGUUUUUGAGACCCAUUUGAUAGUGAGCCUUCCUGUCACUGGUUUAGUAAUGCAGAACCCAGGCCAGUGUUCUGGGGACCCAGGUACAAAUCCCAGCACGGCCAACGGUAAAAUGUGAAUUCAGUAAAAGUCAAGAAUAAAGAGAGCUGGUUUAAUGGCAACCGUGUUGCUGUUGAUUAUCAUUUAAAAAAAAUCUAGUUCACUAAUGUCCUUUAGGGAGGGAAAUCUGCCAUCCUUAACGUUGAAUCCAGACCCACAGCAAUGUUAUUGACUCUUAACUGCCCCAUGGGCAAUUAGGGAUGGUCAAUAAACGCUGCCUAGCCAGUGAUGCCUUUGUCCUGUGAAUGAACAUGUAAAACAAGAUGCCUCUGAUUGAACUUCAGAAAGGGGAUUCAUCAUCUCUAUGCCCUUGACUCAUUGUGCCAUUAGGGUGGACCUCGCUCGCAUAUCCUUUCAGUCUUGAAGUUUUUAUUAAAUAAAUUAUUCAAAUUCAGUACGCAAUAUCUAUCCCAUUGUUCUUGACCUAUUGAUAAGGGCAAUAAGAUGUUCCUUUCUUAAUUGAAUGAAAUAAAGGCAGGAAAACGUACAUUUUAUAGUAUCUUUUGCAUGCUCAAUGACCCAAAGUAGGUCACAGCUAAUGCAGUGUCUUCAAAAUGUAGAGUGUGUCUAUAUUGUUUGUUUUUUUUGUAAAGUUGCCUAAACUUCAAGUAUUUCAUUGUGGUGCAAGCCAUGGAUGAGUAAGCUUCUGAGCGUGCUUUCAGAAUGAGAUUGAUUGAUGGGCUUUUAUUUUGUGAGGUUAUGGUGAAUAAUUUGCAAAGACUGGAGGGGAACAGCACACUUCCAUGAGUCCAUUCUUCUGUGAUAUGAUGUUAGCAUUCCUGUGCUGCCCCAUGUUAUAGAAAAAUCACCGUUUAACAACUGCACUUAGUGUUGGCAAUGUAAUUGUGUUACAGCCAACACAUGUUUUAAAAGUUUCCGCUUGAGAAACAGCAUCCCCAAUUUGUCAGUCGCGUUACAGUGAAUUUGCAUUAUAACAGAACAACCUGUAUUACUACAGUGAAGUUUGCUAGAGACCUUUUUACCUUUUUGGUGGCACUCUCAGCCUUCUGCAGUGAGUCACCUAAAGUAAAGCGACUAAUGCUAAACAUCACAGUGUCUUUGAACCUAAUAAGGAAAAUUACUUUGGACAAAAAUAAUUACUUUAUAAAGUAAAUGUAAUUACAUUGUUGGCUACAAAAGAAAUCAACAGCUUUAUAACAAAUCUCAAUAAAGUAUUUUAUGAACA